UAACCCUCUUUUGCAUAUGCUAAUAUUUGCAGGGCUUGGGCCGAAAUAAAAUCCGCAAGCCGCAAGGCCGCAAUUGACACAACACGACUUGGAACAGCGUAUCGCAGCAGUAACGCCAACAUGGUAAAAAGUUUUUCAGUGCAAUGGCUAGCUCGUAGCCAUUACGACAUUCAGACCGAACAGGACACGACUUCUGUGGAAAAUUCUCGGACGAAUUUUAAACCCCACAUUCCGUGUACAGUUCAGCCUCGACCGCCGACGUGUUACAACAAGGACUACCUGCAAAUGAAAUCAAAGGCCUCUGUGGAUGAUAAUAGUAAACAGCGCACUUAUUAUUCUUCUGGUCCCGCUGGCUGCUCUUCCCCGAGCUUGUCAGAGAACAGUGGAUAUUCCUCGGGGUACGAGAGCGAGGCUGCCUCCUUGGAGUGCCCUAUAGAAAAUGACGGAGAGAAGCGGGGGACACAUCGCAGGGUCCGCACCAAAUUCACAUCUGAACAGAUCUACAAGCUAGAAAAGACCUUUAACAAACACAAGUACCUGGAUCCUACGGAAAGAAUCAAAACGGCUGCAAAACUGAACCUCUCUGAAACUCAGGUGAGAACGUGGUUUCAGAAUCGGAGAAUGAAGCUGAAGCGUGAGGUGCAGGACUGGCGCACAGAAAACUUCCCUCCUACGCUACUGUGCCCCACCAUGUUCCCACACGCUCCUUCCGUUCAGAACCACAGCUACGCUGGACAGCGACUCCCCUUUACUCAAGCGCCACAUGCGAUUUACCCGCCUAUGAUGCAGCAGGUCCCGGUGCAGCAGAUCCACCCCAUGAUGCUGGCUCCGCAUUAUUACUGA
This is a messenger RNA of Megalops cyprinoides (Indo-Pacific tarpon), 843 nucleotides long. RefSeq names its product homeobox protein vent1B-like. The transcript is spliced from 3 exons. Gene Ontology annotation, biological process: regulation of transcription by RNA polymerase II. The record is from RefSeq and is a predicted model, not a curated record. NCBI's taxonomy places the organism in Eukaryota, Metazoa, Chordata, Actinopteri, Elopiformes, Megalopidae. Gene Ontology annotation, molecular function: DNA-binding transcription factor activity, RNA polymerase II-specific; RNA polymerase II cis-regulatory region sequence-specific DNA binding. Bases 121 to 843 code for a protein of 240 amino acids.